Pollicipes pollicipes is the source of this 564-nucleotide messenger RNA. Its product is annotated as acanthoscurrin-2-like. NCBI's taxonomy places the organism in Eukaryota, Metazoa, Arthropoda, Thecostraca, Pollicipedomorpha, Pollicipedidae. The transcript has a single exon. The record is from RefSeq and is a predicted model, not a curated record. Bases 1 to 564 code for a protein of 187 amino acids.
AUGGCGGGUUCUUGGGACCAUUCAGCGGCGCGUGCCGGUGGAUUCGCCCUUGGUGGACUGCGAGGCGGAUUCGGCGGAUUAGGCGGAUUCGGCCUCCGAGGACUAGGAGCCGGCUACGGCUACGGCCUGAACGGCGGGUACGGCGGAUACAGCGGAUACGGCCUCAACGGCGGGUACGGCUUCAACGGCGGAUAUGCCCUUGGCGGACUGAGGGGCGGAUUCGGCGGAUUCGGCCUCCGAGGACUAGGAGCCGGCUACGGCUACGGCCUGAACGGCGGGUACGGGGGAUACGGCGGAUAUGGCCUCAACGGUGGAUACGGCGGAUACGGCUUCAACGGCGGAUACGCCCUUGGCGGACUGAGAGGCGGAUUCGGCGGAUUCGGUCUCCGCGGACUGGGAGCCGGGUACGGCCUCGGCGGUGGGUACCAGAAGCACUUCUCCGGAUACGGACUCGGCGGCGGACAGUUCGGUGGAUACAAGAAGCACUUCUCCGGAUACGGACUCGGCGGCGGACAGUUCGGUGGAUACAAGAAGCACUUCUCCAGCUACAGCUACGGACAUUGA